AUGACUUCGUUGGUGCAGGGGUUCAUAGAAAAUCUAGCAGAGAAUUACGCUACUGACAAGUGGAACGACUACGCAGGCGAACGCUUUCAGCCAACCAAAGAUCCGUUUUAUGAGGUAUCACCGGAGGGCAAACGCAAAAGACGCAAACUGCCGGAAUACUGCCCUACGCGCGAGAAAAAACUCUGGAAAAAGCUACAAAAUCGAGCCUGGAAAGAUGAUAGGUGUUUAUGUGGAUGUUUGUGGUUGAACUGGGGGCUUGGACUCGCUCCAAUGCUAUCCAUAAUCCCAACUAUAGGGCCCAUCAUCAUGUAUUCGGUUCAUUCCAAACUCAUCUCCAUGGCGGAAAAAGAGCUAGACUUACCUGCAGAACUGGUGGCGAAGAUGCACGGAAACAUCUUUUUGGAUCUGCUGAUCUCGUUGCCACCAGUACUGGGCAUUCUUUUUGCGUGGAUGAACGCAUGCUCUACUCGCAAUUGCGCAAUGAUCUACAACUAUCUUGCUAAAAAAGCCAUUAAUAGCCACAAUGCACAUCUCCAACAGCAAGCUCAACGACCCUCACCGGCAGGUGUUCCAUCAAGCGCUGCUGCAGCUCGGCCUAAUCCUACAACGGCCGCAACAGCAGCAGCACCUCCUCCACCAGCAGCAGCUUCAUCAACUCUGCCAAAGUCGAGGGGGUUGUACGGAAACCAAGGUGCACCACGUAUGGCGCCCCAGAAACAGUAUCCAGUGUACUAA
Messenger RNA from Lachancea lanzarotensis, 735 nucleotides. RefSeq names its product LALA0S04e00144g1_1. NCBI's taxonomy places the organism in Eukaryota, Fungi, Ascomycota, Saccharomycetes, Saccharomycetales, Saccharomycetaceae. Bases 1 to 735 code for a protein of 244 amino acids. The record is from RefSeq and is a predicted model, not a curated record. The transcript is spliced from 2 exons.